UACUUUCAAGACGGUAAUAAAUUUGCACGUUUUAUAUUCAUGAUUGUCAGCUGAAGUGCAUUGACAAAAUCAGUUUCUCAUGUGACCCGUCACUUUCUAUAGUUUCUUACAUUGAAGUUUGAAAUAUUGAGUUUUGAUGUCGGGGCCUACACAUAAAUACCGCUAUAAAAAUGUGGGGUUGGAUUCCCAGGAGCUUAGGAGAAGGCGUGAAGAGGAAGGAGUCCAACUGCGAAAGCAAAAGCGGGAGCAGCAGCUAUUUAAACGCCGCAAUGUGUUUAUGCCAGGAUUAUCAGAUGAUGAUGGAAGUAUGCAGGAGGAUAUCUUGUCUCUCAUCAGUGCACCAACCAUCACACUGGGCAUGGUGCAAGCACUUUACAGUAGUAAUGUGGAAGAUCAACUAACUGCUACACAAAAGUUUCGCAAACUCCUGUCCCGUGAACCAAAUCCUCCUAUAGAUGAAGUUAUUCAGACUGGAAUUGUGCCACGUUUUGUAGAAUUUCUUCAGAAUAAUACCAACUGUACACUUCAGUUUGAAGCAGCGUGGGCUUUAACUAACAUAGCUUCAGGCACUUCAAUGCAGACUCGCAUUGUGAUUGAAGCUGGUGCUGUACCAGUAUUCAUUCAGCUGCUGGCAUCAGAAUAUGAGGAUGUGCAGGAACAAGCAGUGUGGGCCUUAGGUAACAUUGCGGGUGAUUCUCCAGAGUGCAGGGAUCAUGUACUGGACACAGGAAUACUUGUCCCACUCCUUCAGCUUCUGAGUAAGGCCACCCGCCUCUCAAUGACACGAAAUGCUGUAUGGGCUUUGUCAAAUUUGUGCCGUGGAAAGAAUCCACCACCUGAGUUCGCCAAAGUAUCUCCAUGCUUGCCCGUUCUCUCCCGCCUGCUGUUCCAUGCAGAUGCUGAUGUCUUGGCAGAUGCAUGCUGGGCACUUUCGUACCUGUCAGAUGGACCAAACGAAAAGAUCCAGGCAGUUAUUGAUGCAGGAGUUUGUAGACGAUUGGUUGAACUUCUUAUGCACAACCAACACAAUGUGGUGUCAGCUGCUUUGAGGGCUGUGGGUAACAUAGUGACUGGAGAUGAUGUGCAGACACAAGUUAUCCUGAAUUGUUCAGCAUUGCCUUGCUUGCUGCACCUCUUAGCCUCACCCAAGGAGUCAAUUAGGAAAGAAGCUUGCUGGACAAUAUCUAAUAUUACAGCUGGAAAUAGACAACAGAUCCAGGCAGUAAUUGAUGCAAAUAUUUUCCCUGUUCUUAUUGAUAUACUUGGGAAAGCCGAAUUCAAGACACGUAAGGAGGCCGCUUGGGCCAUAACCAAUGCUACAUCAGGCGGAACAGCCGAACAAAUAAGGUAUCUGGUUGAUCAAGGUUGCAUCCCUCCUCUUUGUGAUCUUCUGACAGUGAUGGAUGGAAAGAUUGUUCAAGUUGCCCUCAAUGGAUUAGAAAAUAUUUUGAGGCUAGGAGAUCAGGAUGCAAAAGCACAUAAAGGCAUCAAUCCCUAUGCUGUGCUAAUUGAAGAAUGUUAUGGUCUGGACAAGAUAGAGUUCCUGCAGUCCCAUGAGAACAUGGAAAUUUAUCAGAAAGCUUUUGAUAUCAUUGAGCAUUAUUUUGGAAGUGAAGAGGAAGAUUCUCGGGUUGCUCCAUCAGUGGAUCAGGAUGCACAGCAGUAUCAGUUUAAUGCAGACCAGAGUGUUCCUAUGGGUGGAUUCCAGUUCUGAAUGGGCUGUCCGUCGUCUGGCCGCUUUAUGUCAGUCGGUGGGUUAGUCACUGAUUACAUAGGAGUUUAAUUUAUCAGUGGAAACACAAAACUCUUCUCGUGAAGAGGAAGAAUUGAGAAAUACAUAUGAUCAGUAAUAAGAGAAAACUAAAAAUGUUUCUACAUACAAUGAUCCAAUGAUAAUGAAAUGGUUGGAAAUGUGCCUGUGUUCAAUGGUGAUAAUGUGAGUGUCCAAGAUGAAAACACAAGGACUAGAUGAAUUUGUCAUACAUUAAAACAUCAUAAGUAAGGUAUGCUUUAAAUAAAAUUAAAAUUUUCUUUUUUCAGUUUUGUGAACUUACAUACCAUAUCAAGAACAGGUCUAAUGAAACUCAAAAAGUACAGAUGUAGCUACAUGAGAUAAAUACACAUACAUUCUGUUGUAAGGAUGCCUGUAAGAAUUCUGCUGGUGUUUAGUUUUCUCUUAUUUCCAAUCAAAUAGAACCUUGGGUAGGAAAAGUUGCCUAUGUGGUUCAGUGUUUCAUGAAGUGUGGGUAAUUGUGAUCUUGCUUCAUGCAGGUUGAAGAAAUGCUCACUGAUUGUAUUUAGAAAAACAAGCAAACCUGUGAGUAAUUUCAUUAUAGUUUGGUUUGUUAUCGUCUUUCCCACUUUCUCUUUUUAAGUUGAGAUCUUGGAAGUGCUUGAUAACAACAUGAAAAGAAACUUGUAAUAUUAGGUCAUCUGUAGUAGUUACAACCAUUAACGAAACAGUACAGUAAAUCAAGUUUGAAUUUC
Messenger RNA from Zootermopsis nevadensis, 2487 nucleotides. RefSeq names its product karyopherin alpha1 (gene Kap-alpha1). Gene Ontology annotation, cellular component: cytoplasm. Gene Ontology annotation, biological process: protein import into nucleus. NCBI's taxonomy places the organism in Eukaryota, Metazoa, Arthropoda, Insecta, Blattodea, Termopsidae. Gene Ontology annotation, molecular function: nuclear import signal receptor activity; protein binding. The record is from RefSeq and is a predicted model, not a curated record.